AUGGAUUGGUUGUCUUUGUCCGUGCUUUCUCUUAUUCGCACUUCUUGCUUGCUUGCUUGUUCUCUUCCCCUCUUUGCAGCCCGUGCUAAAAAGCCUCUCGAAAUGUGUUGCGGCAUCCUUGAUGCGGUUGAGGAUUGCUUCAAGUUCGUUGUGGCGGUUGCCUGUUGCCUUGCCCUCGGUGGUCCAGCCCUUAUCAUCGCGGGCAGCGUACUCCUCAGCCAGGACGACGGGCGAAAGGCUUACAACGAGGCCGUGAAGGAGUUUGACCCUGCCCCCAUCAACGCGUGGACUGGGACGAUUAACGGUGUGCCGACGAACGUGGUACGCAAGGCGCUAAACGUCCACGGUGCGAGUGGGGCCACGUCUGUCUUGCGAAGCCGUCAUUCCAGUUCGCGAUCCGUCUUCAACGCUU
Molecule: messenger RNA, 412 nt
Organism: Trypanosoma conorhini
Lineage: Eukaryota; Euglenozoa; Kinetoplastea; Trypanosomatida; Trypanosomatidae
Product: surface glycoprotein
Exons: 1
Source: RefSeq, a predicted model, not a curated record